Molecule: messenger RNA, 1110 nt
Organism: Brachypodium distachyon (stiff brome)
Lineage: Eukaryota; Viridiplantae; Streptophyta; Magnoliopsida; Poales; Poaceae
Product: protein LURP-one-related 8
Exons: 1
Coding region: 160-807 (215 amino acids)
Source: RefSeq, a predicted model, not a curated record
ACCCCACCCACCUUAGACUCCAUUCUCAGAACCAACAAGCAGCCUAGCCUAGCUCAAUCAGCUCUGAGCUAGCUAUAGCUUGCCGACGACUACUCAGCAACCGCCCCAUCCAGAGCUAGCUACUACUCUCCAAACUCUUUGAGAUCAUCGAUCUGAUACAUGGCCAAGGUUCACCCUAACGUGGUGGUGCCCGCGCGGGGCGCCGGCGAGCGGGCGGCGGCAGAGGAGGAGCCGACGACGGCGACGACGGUGCUGACGGUGUGGCGCAAGUCGCUGCUGUUCGACUGCAAGGGGUUCACGGUGUUCGACGCGAGGGGCGACCUGGCGUACCGCGUGGACAGCUACGCGUCGGAGUCGGGGGACGAGGUGGUGCUCAUGGACGCCGCGGGCCGCCCGGCCUUCACCGUCCGCCGCAAGCGCUCCUUCAGCGGCCAGCAGUGGCUCGUGUUCGCGGGCGAGGAGACCCGCCGCCCCGUCUACUGCGUCCGCCGCAGCGGCGCCCGCGGCGGGAAGACGCUGGCGCACGUCACCCCUUGCUGCGCGAGCGGAUCCGGGGAGCUUUCGUCGUCGGGUUACGAGGUGGAAGGGUCGUACGCAAAGCGGAGCUGCGUGGUGUACGACGGGGAGAGGCGGGCGGUGGCGGAGGUGAGGCCCAAGGAGGAGGUGGUCGGCACGGACGUGUUCCGGCUGGCCGUGCACCACCAGCCGGGGAGCGGCGUAGGCGUGGCGCUCGCCAUGGCCGUCGUCGUCGCGCUCGAGCAGAUGUUCGCCGGGCCCUCGCUCCUCAGGAGCUGGUCUUCCGCCUAGAUGAUUAGCUGAUGCUACUAGCUAUGUUUAUUUAUUCGUUUCUUGUAUUUUGAUGAUCUAGUCAAGCUAUAGGCUUCUUUUUUGCCCCUUGCGCCUGCCUGCGGUUGGGGUUAUGGAUUUUGUUGUGAGAUGGUGAAAAUCGAUCCAUUGUGUGCGGGCAUGGGAGCAGAGCUCGAUCUCUCUGUUGUUCCUUGAUGCCCCACAAAGCGUACAUAUACAAAAUUGAGGUUUUUUGGGUUCAUGAAAGUCCUCACUCCUAGCUACUGUCGACAGCAUGCCAUGAAUUAUGUUACCUUAGAAUUC